AUGGGAACAGCUCCAACUCAGGCUCGUAUCCCUCCCGCUAUUGGCGAUACCCGGCGCGCGACUUGCGGGGGACCCACUGCGCUUCGGAGGGGUAACUUCGGGCUUUACCCUGCCUCUCUCUUCAGUCGUUGCAAGUGUUUCCUCGGCUCCGCUUGGACGCCUUCCGGCCGCGCUGGACGAGAACUCGAGCGAGCGAAUCUGUUGACGUCAACGAGUGGACAUUUUUGCGCUCUCUUUUUGGUCUCCCCAAGAGGCAGAGAAGAAAAAAGGAUGGCCGUCUUCGCUGUCUUGGAAAAACUUCGGAUCCUGACGAUAUUCGUUCUGGAAAUGUGUCGGAAUAGCACAUGCAGUCCCUCUGCCAGCGAUGGAAUCCAGGACAAGAAACGCAUGUCUAGACGUCACAGUCCCUCUGUGGUCCUGGAAAAUGCGCCGCAUAAGCCCGGGCAUUGGCUUCAUGACAAACGUUACGUCUCGCGGCUGGAAUGCCGGAGUCCUCCGGUGACCAGCAACAAUUCCUCCGGAACUCGCUGUCCGGUUGUGGUCCCGAUGGAAGCCGGAGCCAGUCUGGAACGCGUGAUCAUUCGCCUGCAUGGAAGCGUACGAAACCAUGCAGCGCCCGUCUGGACAGAAUAA
Molecule: messenger RNA, 633 nt
Organism: Notodromas monacha
Lineage: Eukaryota; Metazoa; Arthropoda; Ostracoda; Podocopida; Cyprididae
Source: the annotation of a GenBank genome assembly